GAAUGAAAACACUCGAUUCGAUGCUGUGAAAGAAUUAACUUCGCUAAGGCCGACAACUGUUCGUAUCGCAAUAAAUUUGCAAACGCAACGCUUAGAUAAAGCGACAACAAAAAAGGGGACUGAUUGAACAAGAAGGACGAGCUAUGGUCGCGCGUAAUUUCCCAGUGCAAGAUCUCAGUUAUUCGCGUUUGCUGCAAAUACCGGACGACGAGAAGGAAUUUAUUUCCCUCGAAGAACUUAAGCCGGUCAGUGUGCAAAAUGUGGAGCAACCCCAGCAUCCCUAUGAACCUAGUUACUAUGAACUUUCGAAUAUGAUCGAACAACCCUGUUCCUCAACAAUUUACCAAACGAAUCAACCCGCUCUUGACUCAUCUAAUUCCAGUUUAUUAGAUAUGCACAACGUAGAUAGCUCUAUUAAUACCAGUAGAAAACGAAAAGCUUCUUUUCACGAAACAAGUGAUGUAGAUGAUGAUGCAUUCGAUGAUUCAAAAUCAGUAAAAACCACUGAUGAAAAUAAAAAGCAGAACCAUAGCGAAAUCGAGAAGAGGAGGCGAGAUAAGAUGAACACCUACAUAACUGAGCUGUCCUCGAUCGUACCUAUGUGCCAUGCGAUGUCCCGCAAACUGGACAAACUGACCAUAUUAAGGAUGGCCGUCCAACAUUUGAAAACUAUACGCGGGGCUGUCCACUCGUACACGGAAGGCCAUUACAAGCCAUCGUUCCUUUCUGAUCAGGAAUUGAAACAUUUGAUAUUGCAGGCUACCGAUGGAUUUCUCUUCGUUGUAGGAUGCGACCGGGGAAGAAUUCUAUACUUAUCCGAGUCAGUCUCUAAAGUAUUGCAUUAUUCUCAGGAUGAUCUUUUGGGUCAAAGUCUCUUUGACAUUUUACAUCCGAAGGAUGUGGCAAAAGUUAAAGAGCAAUUAUCGUCGUCUGAUUUAAAUCCUAGAGAAAGACUCAUUGAUGCCAAAACAAUGUUGCCAGUUAAAACAGAUGUUCCUCAAGGAGCAUCAAGACUCUGUCCCGGUGCUAGACGUUCCUUUUUCUGCAGAAUGAAGUGCAAACUAUCUACUCAAGUCAAAGAAGAAGCUGAUACUACAACAGGAUGCCAUAGAAUAAAAAACAAACAGUCAUCUGAUAAGAAAUAUAAUGUGAUUCAGUGUACGGGAUACUUAAAGUCUUGGGCGCCGGCAAAGAUCGGUUUGGAAGAACAAGAGGGCGAAGGCGAUUCCUAUAACUUAUCGUGUCUCGUAGCAAUUGGCAGGAUUUUGCCCCAUAUUUCAACCGUAGCCGCUACCAACCAAAGUAGACCUAACGGCAGGUCCAUCCAAUUCAUAUCCAGACAUGCCCUAGAUGGAAAGUUUUUAUUUGUAGACCAAAGAGCCACCUUAGUAUUAGGUUUUCUACCUCAGGAAUUGUUAGGGACUAGUAUGUACGAGUAUUACCAUCACGAUGAUAUAAGCUUCGUAGCGGACUACCACAAGAACGCUUUGCAGAACUGCGAAAAAGUUACUACUAGCGUAUAUAGGUUCCGAACAAAGGAUGGUAGUUUCAUCAAGCUCCAAAGCGAAUGGAAACCCUUUAAGAAUCCUUGGACUAAAGAAGUGGAAUACUUGAUUUCCAAAAAUAAUUUAAUAUUGACUGAUUUCAGAACUGUAGAAAGUACGGGCAAAUCAGAUGAAAUUCAAGAAAAUUUCGAUGCAAAUUUUUUUACGCAAACUAAUGGAAAGGAUAUGCAGCAGAUGAUUUCAAAUCAUAUUGAGGCCAGUAAAAUUGGAAGGCAGAUUGCAGACCAAAUGAUGGAUUCCCAAAGGAGAGGUGAAUCUCCAACAGUUAGUGCCGAUUCCGAAGCAGAAUCUUCUAGAGAACCACAAAUCUCUACUAGUAGAGAAUCCGAGACACCAAUAAUACAAGAGUAUUCCAAUUCUCAAAAUCAUUAUCAUACGAGCAAUAACAUUGCAGUGGUGUGUAAUAUUAGUAAUGACGCAGGAGCUGGAAAUAUUUCAAAUACUGCAGAUGAUAGAAUCAUCGGAAUAAUUGAGGAUGCAGCUAGGGAACCAACGAACGAACCAUCAACAGAUGGUAACGAUGAAGCGGCGAUGGCAGUCAUAAUGAGCUUGCUUGAAGCAGACGCAGGCCUUGGAGGUCCUGUAGAUUUCACAGGGUUACCGUGGCCGUUACCUUGAGAGAAUUAAACUGAUCUUAAAUGUUC
Molecule: messenger RNA, 2209 nt
Organism: Nicrophorus vespilloides
Lineage: Eukaryota; Metazoa; Arthropoda; Insecta; Coleoptera; Silphidae
Gene: cyc
Product: protein cycle
Exons: 12
Coding region: 144-2183 (679 amino acids)
Biological process (GO): regulation of transcription by RNA polymerase II
Cellular component (GO): aryl hydrocarbon receptor complex; cytoplasm; transcription regulator complex
Molecular function (GO): protein dimerization activity; RNA polymerase II cis-regulatory region sequence-specific DNA binding; DNA-binding transcription factor activity, RNA polymerase II-specific
Source: RefSeq, a predicted model, not a curated record